AUGUUCAAGAGGUGUAUUCCACUGGUCAGUCGAGGCAUUUGUGCCCAUUUGCGGUAUAACUCUACGGUGGUUGAUUUAACAGUCGCCGGACUGAAGACAGAUCUGAAGCAGGCGAUGAUAAAUAAAGAUGACGUGAGAAAGACGACUAUUAGGGGAAUACUCAGCUCCAUCAAGAAUAAAACGAUAGAUGCCAAGGACCAUUCAAUUGACGAGUUUGGGAUCUUUGACUUGUAUUCCAAGAUGAUCACGCAGCGUGUGGAGUCCAUCGACAGUUACACCAAGAAUUCAAGGGAUGAUCUUGCCGAAAGAGAGAAACAAGAAUUGCAGAUUUUGCAGGACUACCAGAACAAACUCCCUGUGGCCUCCCAGGAUGAGGUAAAUGAGAAAGUUCUUGACGUAUUGAAAGCGUCGAGAGAUGACGACAGUAACUUGGAGCUCAAACAGGUGUUUGGCAAAUUCGACUGGGGCAAGUUACCUAAACAAUGGAGGACGUCUCCGAAUACAAUCAGGAGUAGCAUCGUCUCCCAAUACAAAACUGUUUUCAAGUAG
Huiozyma naganishii CBS 8797 is the source of this 549-nucleotide messenger RNA. It is a transcript of the gene AIM41, whose product is annotated as Aim41p. Gene Ontology annotation, cellular component: mitochondrion. Gene Ontology annotation, molecular function: carbon-nitrogen ligase activity, with glutamine as amido-N-donor. NCBI's taxonomy places the organism in Eukaryota, Fungi, Ascomycota, Saccharomycetes, Saccharomycetales, Saccharomycetaceae. The transcript has a single exon. The coding region runs from base 1 to 549 and encodes 182 amino acids. The record is from RefSeq and is a predicted model, not a curated record.